Neomonachus schauinslandi (Hawaiian monk seal) is the source of this 1730-nucleotide messenger RNA. It is a transcript of the gene SPATA6, whose product is annotated as spermatogenesis associated 6. The coding region runs from base 1 to 1425 and encodes 474 amino acids. Gene Ontology annotation, biological process: spermatogenesis; motile cilium assembly. The transcript is spliced from 13 exons. Gene Ontology annotation, molecular function: myosin light chain binding. NCBI's taxonomy places the organism in Eukaryota, Metazoa, Chordata, Mammalia, Carnivora, Phocidae. The record is from RefSeq and is a predicted model, not a curated record.
AUGCCGAAGGUGAAGGCGCUGCAAUGCGCCCUGGCGCUGGAGAUCCGCUCUGUAACUUGUCCAGGAGUGGUGCUGAAAGACAAGGAGGACAUCUAUCUUAGCAUCUGUGUGUUUGGCCAAUACAAAAAGACACAAUGUGUCCCAGCCAAUUUUCCACUGGUCUUCAAUGCCAGAAUGGUGUUUGAAAAGGUGUUCCCUGAAGCAGUAGACCCUGGAGAUGUGGUUGCACAGCUUGAAUAUGAUACAGCAUUGUUUGAGUUGAUUCAACUAGUUCCACCAGUGGGUGAAACACUGUCUACGUAUGAUGAAAAUACACGGGAUUUCAUGUUCCCGGGUCCAAACCAAAUUUCUGGACACCAUGAUUCAAACCGCCAGGUUACCAUGAGGAGGAUUUCUGGCCUUCGAGGAAUUGCUCCAAAGCUGGAAUUUUCUACAACUUCAGUGAUUACUGAAUGUCUGAUAAGUUCAAGGAAGUGCCGCACUCAGGAUAAAUUUAUUUACCAUACGGCUCCAGUUGAAAAAUCACACGGCAGACUGCAAAGCAGAACAUCAACAUCAAGAUCACAAAAGAAAAAAUCCAAGUCACCUGAGAGAAAUAAAUAUUGCAUAAAUGCAAAAAACUACGAACAGCCUACAAUUUCUUCAAAAUCACACUCUCCAUCUCCCUACACAAAAAGACGCAUGUGUGAGCUAUCUGAAGACACCAGGCGGCGGCUGGCCCAUUUAAAUCUGGGACCCUAUGAAUUCAAAAAAGAAACAGAUAAACCUCCAUUUGUGAUUAGACAUGUCGACCCCCCAAGUCCCAGGGCUGAUGCUUUAUUUGGGUCUUCUGGCAGAGACUGUGAAAGAGAUGGAUGGUCUAGGAUGCACAAUGAUCAUUCUCAUCUUGGCUGCUACCGACCCAAGGAUUAUAAGGUUAUCAGGACACCCCAUGGGAGAGACUUUGAUGACUCUUUGGAAAGGUGUGAUGAGUAUUUAAGCUCACGGUCAUGUAGCAAGCCACAGCAUUCAGCAAGGACCUUACUCGUCCAUUCAGCACCCUCAACAAUGCCGAAGCAUUCUCCAAGCCCUGUGUUAAAUCGAGCUUCUCUCAGGGAAAGAUUCCAUUCUGAUUGGUGUUCAGCUUCAAACUGCGAUGAGAUCCAUGAUCGGGAUGAGAGAGACCCAGAGAAAGAAGAUGAACUGGAACUGAAAAGAGGUCUUUUAUACAAAGACUCUGCCUAUGACAGUGACCCAGAGUAUAGCUCAUUUCAGCGGCCACGUGGCACUCUCCAUUUGGAUGAUGGUGAAUACUGGUCCAACAGAGCAGCCUCUUAUAAAGGAAAAUCCCACCGACCCAUCUUUGAGAACAGCAUGGACAAGAUAUACAGGAACUUGUACAAAAAGGCCUGUAGUUCUGUUUCUCAUACACAGGAAAGCUUCUGAGACCACCCAUGAUAAACUGUAUGGGUGUCUGUGUCAACUUCUCAAUGAAAACGUUUGAUGUGAUCAAUAUCUGUAUUCUUUUUUUUUUUAAGCAGGUGAUUCUGAGUAGUAGUUAAAUGUGAAUAAGUUUAUUGCUUCAAAUGGUAAAUUAUCAUAGGCAGUCCUUUUUUUUUUUAAUCACAGAAGAGAGUGCUGUAUUCCAAAAGUCAAAGCUCUGCACCACAAUCACAACUUCCAGUCUGAUUAUGAGAAGGAUGUUCUGCCACAUAUAUCUCAUAUCUCCAUCUACAAAUCCAAGAAUAGAU